Messenger RNA from Zasmidium cellare ATCC 36951, 1116 nucleotides. RefSeq lists its product as uncharacterized. Bases 1 to 1116 code for a protein of 371 amino acids. The transcript has a single exon. The record is from RefSeq and is a predicted model, not a curated record. NCBI's taxonomy places the organism in Eukaryota, Fungi, Ascomycota, Dothideomycetes, Mycosphaerellales, Mycosphaerellaceae.
AUGCCAUCCAACACUGUCCAGCCCCUCCCUCAAAAGGGUGACUUCAUCCUCGUCGGCCGCGAUUCUAUCACUGGACUCGGUUGCCAUAACAAGCUCCUCUUGAUCUGCGAGGCGCCGUACAAUCGACGACGAGCCGCGCCCACCAACGUGCGGGUCGUCGACGUCAACACCAUGGCACCAUACAUACCCAGCGCGCGAUUUCUCGAAACCAACUUGGGGCGCCGAAUAGCCGAAGCCGACAGCGCAGAGGACGCUGUGGCGAUUUUCAGACGAGCGGCGGAGCCCGAAUUCUACGAUCCUAGAAAUGAGCACCUUUUCGCGCGAGCUGCCCCUUUGACUUCGCACCUUGGCCGUCAGAACAUGUUCUUCUUGAGGCCUUCGGAUGAGGCGGUGAGGAAGGUGCUGCUGGGCGAGGUAUGUCCAAACGAAGAGUGCCAACGGGGGCUUCUGGCAGCGAGUGCGCGAGAGGAAAUAUAUCGCCGAUAUGGCCUCUCACACUCUGCCUUGCAGGAGGAUAGGGGAGAUACUCCAAUGGCGUGCCCGGCCUGCCUACCCAAAGACGUGGUUGUCGAGAACGAGAAGCAAAUCCUCGUCGCCCGUCGCCUAGAUUCAGGGGGCCGAGUGACCAACGACGAGCUCGACGCUCUACGCCUCAACGAGAGACGUCUGAAUGAGAGAAGACUCGAAGCAGGUUACCCCAAGAUCAGAUUCUGCCCGGACAUCGUCUGGCUCAUCAAUGGACGUCGCCGAUCAUCUUGGAUGGCUCGACGGCCAGGCCGCUGGCGCGAAUACAUGGCUGCAUUGAGAACUGGCGAUGGAGUGAAUAACACUCUACCUAUGCACGACUGGUGGGGCGUUCAAGAAGAUGAUGCCACAGUCGACGAAGGCACCCACCACUCCCCGACCCACAAUCUCCCAAGACGAAGCUUCGCCGAACUGAAGGAUUCAAUCAACAACAGCAGCUGCAGCAUAUGCUUGAGCGAGAGCUAUACGGACAGCGACGAGGUCGUCGUCCUUCCGUGCGUGCAUUUCUUCCAUGAAGCGUGUAUCGCGGCUUGGCUUCACCAGCAUCAGAAUUGUCCGGAAUGUCGACGACAGGUCCCUGCAGUGGACUGA